Molecule: messenger RNA, 996 nt
Organism: Jaculus jaculus (lesser Egyptian jerboa)
Lineage: Eukaryota; Metazoa; Chordata; Mammalia; Rodentia; Dipodidae
Product: olfactory receptor class A-like protein 1
Exons: 2
Coding region: 1-996 (331 amino acids)
Biological process (GO): G protein-coupled receptor signaling pathway
Cellular component (GO): membrane
Molecular function (GO): pheromone receptor activity
Source: RefSeq, a predicted model, not a curated record
AUGUUUCCAAGUGACACGAUAUUGGGGAUUUUCCUCACAUCUGAGUUCUGUAUCGCUGUCAUAGGGAACUCAUUUCUCUUCCUGUCAUAUGUGUACAUUUUCUUAGAUCAACGUUACCUGAAGAAACCCAUAGAUUCCAUUUUCAUGCACCUGACAAUGGCUAAUAUUUUGACAACUGUCUUCUUGUUGAUACCUGAUAUUGCAUCAUCCUUUGGAGUGAGACAUUUUCUCAACGAUGCUGGUUGUAAGGCAAUCUUGUAUAUCUACAGAGUUACCCGGGGUCUUUCCAUCUGUACUACCACUUUCUUGAGUAUAUUUCAAGCCAUCACCAUCAGUCCCAGUAACUCUAAGUGGGCAUGGGUGAAACCUAAACUCUCUUCAUGGAUCUUCCCUAGUUUAUUUUUCUCCUGGGUCAUCAACAUGUUCAUUUAUGUUCAUGUCAUUCAUCUUGUAAUAGCCAAGAAAAAUGCCAGUUUUGCUGGCCAGGGAUAUGUUCAUGCUUUCUGUCAAACCAGGGAGUUUAAGGAUGAGGACUCAUGGCCAUUUUUCAUUGUCAUACUGACUCGAGAUCUCCUCCUUGUGGUACUCAUGAUGGCAACCAGCCUCUACAUGGUGAAUCUCCUUUUCAGACAUCAUAGGAGAACCCAGCAUGUCCACAGCCAGAGCCUCUCUUCCCAGCCAUCUCCUGAAACCAAAGCCACUCACAGCAUCCUUUUGCUGGUAAGUUGCUUUGUGUUCUUUUAUUGGUUGGGUAACUUUAUCACCCUUUAUGGAUUCUAUACACCUGAGAAAAUUCCAAGACUGGAGGCUAUUAAUGCAAUUUUAUCAUCCUGCUACCCAACCAUGUGCCCUUUCAUACUCAUGAGGAAUAAUAAGAUCGUUUUGGCCAGGUUUUCAUUUCCCUUGGGUAUGAAUCCAGUGGUGGAGUUGCAAGGCCCCAUGAUUAACCUUUCCAGGAACCGCUGUCCAUUUUCCAUAUCACCUCCACAGCAGUGA